UGACAACGAGCGCUUCAAGGCAUCGUCCAUAAAUGAGAGUACGUAGCUUGAAGGAUGCAAUGUCGCAACUUGUGAACUGUACCAAAAUACGGAAAGCGGAGCCGUGCAAAGAUACCGCUCCGCUCCGCACCCUACUACCCUUCGCUCUUCCGAGCCGCACCUCGAAAAGUUUAAAGCUCGAGUACUUUGCUGCACCUGUUCCUAAUAUUUUCUUUAACCACCACUUCUUUCUACCAUGAUGUCUUCAUCAUCAUUUACCUUUCCCGAUUCUGCAGCCGGUCUGCAGUCCUUCGAGUCAUUAGCACUCACUACUGUGCCCUCAUCCGAGCACAUGUCGCACUCCGGCAGAGCCAAUAACAAUGCUCCCUCGUAUACCGCUGCCACAACAUCUUGCAAAUUAAAGCGAACUCGGGCAGAUGUCAGUGAUUCACCUGAUGCCGGGUACGAGGGAGGAUGUGAGGGUGCAGGCACCCAGCGAAAGCGUCGCAAAUUGCGAAACUCACAUGCUCCUAUGCCAAAGGCGAAGGGAUGCGUAGGCCUCGGCUUCAUCUUGCCUAGGAACAUGCCUCUCCGCACUGCUAGACGCAACGUUGCGUUGUCAUCUAUCACUUACUCGACUGCAUUGCACGAGGUGGGGAAAACCUACCCUGCUUUGCUGAAACCCUCUGAGUUCCCAACAUCAUACUCGAAUUCCCUACCACCGUUCUCAGAACUGUCGGGAGGCGAUCUCACACAGUAUUCGUUUGUCGGGAUGAAAAUGGUGGGCUUGGGUAUCAGCGUGGACACACCUCCCACAAUGUGCUUGCUGCUGCCCCGCAAUGGGGUAGAGUGCGCCAGAAAAUAAAGACAUGUACAACGUAAUUUCGCU
Somion occarium is the source of this 868-nucleotide messenger RNA. NCBI's taxonomy places the organism in Eukaryota, Fungi, Basidiomycota, Agaricomycetes, Polyporales, Cerrenaceae. The record is from the annotation of a GenBank genome assembly.